Molecule: messenger RNA, 626 nt
Organism: Linum tenue
Lineage: Eukaryota; Viridiplantae; Streptophyta; Magnoliopsida; Malpighiales; Linaceae
Source: the annotation of a GenBank genome assembly
AUGAAACUCAGAUUGUUCUCUGUUUCAAGGAACAAUGGAUUUAUUAUAACCUAAAAGGAAAUACAGCGGGAGCAGCAACUACUAUGACAGAUGGAAAGUCCCUCCUUUGAUCCAAGCCCUCAUUUGCCGGGAAGUCCAAUUUACUAUCCACCAACCAAUGACUUUUGACAUAUCUAUGAAGCUUGGUCAACAGUGCUUGAUGGACAAUAACACAUGUGGUGCUGCGAAGAACCCAAACCAAUCUGGCUGCAGAGUUAUAGGUUUUAUUCUGUUGGCUCGAGGGGCAAUGAUAGUGACGAACUGUGACCGACUCUUUGGGAAGUUCAGGGAUAACUCUACUCUCUCUUUAGAACUUUAACGAAGAAGAAGAACGCAGCGGCGCCUUAAGUCACCGCAGCCUCAGUGAAAUUGAUCGUCACGCUUUGGGAAGCAAGCCAAGGAUGAAUUGUUGACGGGACUGAUUACCCGAUUCUUUGUAUGCCUCUUUCUAUCUGAUCUGAGGUUUUGGGGUCCGUUAUAUACAUGGCUCUUAUUUUGAGUUUGUAGUUUCCACCGAUAUCAGCUUAUCACUCCUUCAAUGAAGUUUUAAGGAUGGUAGUAUGGGUCAUUUAAAUAUUGUAAUCAAG